Molecule: messenger RNA, 810 nt
Organism: Aspergillus wentii DTO 134E9
Lineage: Eukaryota; Fungi; Ascomycota; Eurotiomycetes; Eurotiales; Aspergillaceae
Product: DUF3425 domain-containing protein
Exons: 2
Coding region: 1-810 (269 amino acids)
Source: RefSeq, a predicted model, not a curated record
AUGGCGUCAGAGAAUAACAUCCCACUGGUGCAGAUGCCGCAGCAAGCGGGUGUGCGACAACCGGAAGACGACUGGACGGGGGUUAUUGACCGGACCGAGCGGCGAAAAUUGCAGAACCGACUGAAUCAAAGGACUUAUCGAUUACGACGGCGUCUGGAGCGUAGCGAACAAGAACAGCUGACAGCAGCCAUGCCUAUCCGAGUCACGAAAUCCGACAUGGGCUUUGUCUGCACUUCCGCUCCGCCCCACGCAGACAUGCUGAUGCGUCAACUCGAAACCAUGGCGUAUACCAGCUACAUCACCAACUCGCCCCAGACGGACCACCUUCUCACUUUAUCCAAGGUGGGCGUUCAACGGGCGAUUAUCGAAAACACACGCUCCAUCGGGAUGACAAUGGAGUGGAUGAAGGACGAUAAUUCCAUUUCCAUCUUCAAGCUGCUGAUUCCCGGUUUCUCGGAGGGAAACAUCCCUGUCAGUCUUCGUCCGACGGAGAUGCAGCGACGAAUACCGCACCAUCCGUGGCUGGAUUUCUUUCCGUUCCCGACCUUCAGGGAUAAUCUCAUUGCGGUGCAGGACGAUAUUGACGACGAGGAUUUGUGCCACGAUUUGAUGGCGUUUUGGGAUACACACAAUACCCGUGCCACCAUGUUAGUAUGGGGACAGCCAUGGGACCCAGCCAACUGGGAGAUGACCGAGGCAUUUCUGGACAAAUGGGGGUUUUUGCUAGUGGGAUGUGACGACUUGUUCCGGAGCAGUAAUUAUUGGAGGGCCCAGCGUGGGGAGAAAGCUCUGACUUGGCGGUUGCAUUAG